GCAAUUGCUGCUGGACAGCUGGAAAUUGAAGGAGACAUCUCCACAAGAUGAGAAUGUCAGAGUUGCAGUGUUUGGAAGGCUUUGUGUGCGAUGCAUUUUGCAUUUAUUGGGCAAAGAGAAAUUGGGAAGGGAGCCUGAUGGCUUCAAAGGUGGGUUGGAAGAAAUUGGCAAUAAGUUUGCUCAAGAAUUGACCAACCCAAGAAAGAAGCUUGAUGGUGUGAAGGGUUCAAAGAAUGAUGAGCUCAAAAUCGAGAACUUGGUCGAUGCAAAGCCUGCAGAUGUGGCCUUGGUCCAGAAUGACCACUUGAAGAUUGGUAUGAUGUACAUUCAUCAGAAGGAGCAUGGCCAGAAACAGUUCCAAUUGGUGAAAACAGAAGAUGAUGGCUUCACCUUUGAGCACAAGCCAUUUUUUGGGGAAACAGAAUCAGUCAAGGUUUCUCUGGAGAAAUUGAAAGCAUGGAAAUUGCACAAAGGGCAAGAGGCUGAGAAGUGUGAAGGAAAUGAAAUGGAAGAGUUGAUGGUACACAACUCUGCAAUGUUGAAGGAUGAAAUUGCCAAGGCCAAGGUGCAAACUGUUUUGCUGGAAGCCUGCCAGGCACAUGCCCCUGCCAAAGGCUCAUUGAUGUUCACUCAUGGUCCCACUGCAGUGUGGGCUUGCAAAGCCAUAAAGAAAGGUGAGUUGAAAUUGUUUCCCAGUGGCACUGUCAGCAAGAUCAAAGAUGGAAAAACAAAAGGGAAGUUGAUUGCAACCUAUGCUGGCCAGCCAUAUUCCAUUAGCAGCUUCAAGGCUGUUUCCAGUUUUGAUGAAAAGAAAGGUGUACUGGAUGCUUACCAUUGGGUGAAAAGCACUGCAGAAGGCGAUGAAGCCACAAUGGUUGCUGGCUUGCAAACAAUUGAAAAAGUACA
Molecule: messenger RNA, 906 nt
Organism: Durusdinium trenchii
Lineage: Eukaryota; Dinophyceae; Suessiales; Symbiodiniaceae
Source: the annotation of a GenBank genome assembly